This is a messenger RNA of Onychostoma macrolepis, 5970 nucleotides long. Its product is annotated as zinc finger and BTB domain-containing protein 39. Gene Ontology annotation, molecular function: protein binding. The record is from RefSeq and is a predicted model, not a curated record. The transcript has 3 exons. Bases 2222 to 4588 code for a protein of 788 amino acids. Gene Ontology annotation, biological process: regulation of immune system process; regulation of cytokine production; negative regulation of transcription by RNA polymerase II. NCBI's taxonomy places the organism in Eukaryota, Metazoa, Chordata, Actinopteri, Cypriniformes, Cyprinidae.
UCUCCCAAGGUUUUUCUCCAUUAUGUCUCAGAGGAGUUUUGGUUCCUUGCCGCUGUCGCCUCUGGCUUGCUCAGUUGGGGACACUUAAUUUCUAGCGAUUAUCGCCGAUUUGAUUGCACAGAUACUAUUUAAACUAAACUGAGCUAGACAAUGACAUCUCUGAAUUCAAUAAUGAAAUGCCUUUAACUGAAAAUUGAGUGUUUAAUCUUAUCAUUAUACAUUACUAACACUCUAUCCUCCAAUUUGAUACUGUUAAGUGCUUUGACACAAUCUGUAUUGUAAAAGCGCUAUAUAAAUAAAGGUGACUUGACUUGACUUGUUGUAAAUACAACUUAACCACUGAUUUGUAGUUGUGUCCUCUUUUGGAAGCCCAAACAAAGUAGUCGAAAUUCACAAUGAAACACAGCGUCUCCACGACAUAGCGCCGGCGGCAGCAACAACAACACUACAGCGAGAAUAAUAGUUCCGCCUUUCUUUGCGUGUACGUUUGGGCGGCGUUUUGCAAAUCUCCCCACACUGUGACGUAGACAUGUGGGGGCGUGUUUGAAUGAGCCGUUUUAGGGGGGCGUGGUCGAGUCUUAACUUUUAUAAAGAAUAUCUCUUUAGUCUUUGCACCUUCAGGGAUCUUAUCUAUGCACAAACAGCUUGCAACACUCCAAAGAGAAAGGAAAACUUGAAAUCGCAUCAUAUGACCCCUUUAAAAAAACAUGGUCAGGUCAAAGUGACUGAAAAAAAUGUAUCCCAAAUUUUUAUCAAUUUUACUGGUAGUCCACUGUACGAAGAAUUUUGGGUAUAAUAAGUCAUAUAAUAUGUUUACUUUAUUUUGCUAUCCUCACUUACAUAAAUGAAAUACAGUGUCCUGCACCCACUAAUAAAAAGAUAUCAAAAAUUAUAUCUUUACUUUUAGUCAUUUAGCAGACGCUUUCAUCCAAAGCGACUUACAAAUAAGAAAAAGUAACUAAAACUAAGUUAAAACUCUAUAAAUACUAUAUAUGUGACCCUGGACCAUAAAACCAGUCUUAAGUCGCUGGGGUAUAUUUGUAGUCAAAAAUACAUUGUAUGGGUCAAAAUGAUCAAUUUUUCUUUUAUGCCAAAAAUCAUUAGGACAUUAAGUAAAGAUUAUGUUCCAUGAAGAUAUUUUGUAAAUUUCCUACUGUAAAUAUCAAAACUUAAUUUUUGAUUAGUAAUAUGCAUUGCUAAGAACUUCAUUUGGACAACUUUAAAGGCGAUUUUCUCAAUAUUUAGAUUUUUUUGCACCCUCAGACUCCAGAUCUUCAAAUAGUUGUAUCUCGGCCAAAUAUUGUCCUAUCAUAACAAAACAUACAUCAAUGGAAAGUGUAUUUAUUCGGCUUUCAGAUGGUGUAUAAAUCUCAUUUUCGAAAAAAUUGACCCUUAUGACUGGUUUUGUGGUCCAGGGUCACAUAUACACAUUUAAGAAAAUAAAGAAAUUAAAUAAAAAUGACAAAUGCAUACAACAUUUCAAAACUACACAUUUAAAUGAAACCAAAAAAUAAAGCUAAAAACAAUUCAAAAUACUAAAACAACAAAAGGUAUGAGUAUAAUAAUGAUUCUAACAUAACACUAAGCCAAACACCAAAAAAACAACUACAUAUGUGUAUGUACAGCCACACACACACAUAUAUAUAUAUAUUUUUUUUUUAUAUUUCAUUUCCAUUUAGUAUGUUUAAAAUUAAAUAAAACUUAAUAAAAAUCCUAUGCUGACAAAAAAACUGAUAAAAUGACAACAUUACUACAACUGUAACUAAAACUAAGAUAGAUAACAAAUACAAAUCAAACUACAUUAGUUUAUCAGGAAUCCUAAAAAAAAUAAUAAGAAAUGGUUAUAAAAACUGAAACAGAAGUGAAACAAGUAGAGGAAAAAUAAAAAGCGAUACUUAUAUCCCUCGUCGGUUUCCCUGGAGGCGGUUUCCGUGGAGUCGCACGGUAGAGUUGAUGGUCUUUACACUCUUCGGUCUUAACACGAGGAGGCCUUCACACAACGGCUGCUGCGACUAAGCUAACUAAGCUUUUUUAUACCCGUCUAACAAAAUACUAAUCCAAUUCAGCUGAACACACUUUCCUGUUAAUCACAACAAAUGGCCAAGCAAGCGCCCGGCACUGACAAGGGAUGCGAUACAGUACAAGACCAAAUGCGAUUUCAGCAUGUCUCCACACAGUUUAUAUCACAUCCAAAUCCUGGCUUUAGUCGGAAUUGCCAGGCAUGCGGAUCAGGCUGCAGGGCUCUGGCCACGCGGCCCGUCUCCUCUCCGAGCUCAACCGCUGCCGUCUGUCUCGCCUCCAGUGUGACGUCGUCCUCCAGGUCGGAGGCCGUUCCUUCCCUGCUCAUCGUGUGGUCUUGGCAUGCUCUUGCACGCACUUUAACAGCCUCUUCUCCAGAGGUUCUGGCAACCAGGGUGCUGUUCCGACCACUUUCUCUCUGGACUUUGUCUCCGCCGCCAAUUUCGAGAAAGUCUUGACUUUUAUCUACACGGGCGAAAUUUUCACAGACUUGAUCGAUGUGGGUGUGCUGUAUGAGUUGGCGGAAAGGCUCGGCGUGAGGGAGUUGGUGAACGCUUGCCAUGCCACCUUUCCUGACCUGCAGAGCUCCAGCUCUGGAGACACAGUUGCCGAAGGGGAUUUGGAAAGCGAUUUGGUGUCGGCCAAUGCUACUGCUGCGUCUGUUUGCUCGUCCUCUGCAGCGUCCUGCUCCUCGUUGUCUUCUUCAGCCGCUCCUACUCCUGUAACUCCAUCUCCGGUUUCUCAAGGCAGGAACGGCAGGUUGAAUCGCUCCCACUUGGCCACCCAGUCACCAAAAAAUGAAGACUUGCAGGUACAUUUGGGUUACAAUCAACAGGUGACCAACAAGGCUAGUCCUUCGGACAGUAACCGUUCUACAGAUGCUCUUCCUGGACUGCCUUUGCAGCUCAAGACUGAGCAGGAGGAUGAAGGAGAAGAUGCAGGAAGUAACUCAGUGGACCAGCUUGUUGUUAAUGGUAGCAAAUCAACGUUUGGGCCUCAGGAACCAUGUUCCGUCCCUGAUUCUUCAGCCCAGCUUGGAGGGGAAACCUGCGCCCCUUCGUCGUCCUCCAAUGACCCCUUGGACAGUUUGCAGCUGGGGGCCGUUGCAGGACCAAUCAAAGAUUCAGAUUUUUUUGAGGAAGAUGAUUCUAGGAAGAGGCACCGACUACAGGAAGAGCAGACGGAGGGCAGCGAUCAGUGGCGAGGACUUUCAGAAGACAUCAUUGAGCUGAGCGACGAGGAGGAGCACUUCAUUGUGGAGGAAGAGGACGACGAGGACUUGAUGUGCAUCGAGAAUGGAGAAAACGGGGCGUCUCUCGGACAGCUGGCGUCAUCGCAGCCGUGCAAAUCCUGCGGGAUGCUACUUCCGUCGGAAAACGCCGUCAUACGAACUCACGCUGAGGCGCACCUCUCGGAAACGGGUUCAUGUCAGGUGUGUGGCAUCUCUUUCUCGGAGCGAGCUGCUGCUGUCGCUCACGCCCUCACACACGUGGGCAUCUUGCUCUUCUCCUGUGAUGUUUGCGAACAUCAGUUUCGGACUGAAUCUGCACUGAUUCACCACAGGCGUCAGUCAGCUGCCAAGUGUGCCCCACAAAAUCCAGACCAGCUGAACGGAGCCUCCCAACGACAAGGAGGGGAACUGCAGUGUACCAUCUGUGCUAAAUCCAUGGCGAAUGAUUUUAAGGCUGUCAGGGACCACGUUCAGAGCCACGCAUGCUUGAGGACAUUACGCUGUGAAGUGUGCCAGCUGUCUCAGCCCUCUCGAUGCGCCCUCCUGUGGCACACACUAACACACCUCUUUCCUAUUUACACUUGUCCACAAUGCGCCAGCCCCUUCCUGGAGAGCACGCUGCUGGAAAGACACCUGUCUCUACACACAGAGGAAGGAGCGUCGGUGAAACAGGACGACAGCAGCCCGGAGACCAGUGGAGAAGGCCAGGCCGAGCUGCGCUGCUUCCUGUGUCCACAGACCUUCCGCUCAGAAACCGCGUUUCAUUACCAUCUCAGCGUGCAUUCGAACGAGCUCCAGGGCAGCCAGGUAUGGCCGGUCAAGCGCAAGGCCGACCAGCUCCUCGAAUACUCCUCAUCCUCCUCGUCACCUAUGGAGGCGAGCGGCUCGGGUAAAGCAGGUUACAACUUAAGCCUAGGCUUCAGCAUGCAGGACAAAAUGGCUCACGGCAGCGCCCCGUUUCCUGCCGGACUCGUACUGAAUGGUAACUCUGGUGGCGGAAGGGAAAAAUUGUAUCGCUGUCGGUAUUGCGGUAAGCAUUUUGCACACUCGGGCGAGUUCACCUACCACCUCCGCAUCCACACGGGCGAGAAACCCUACCAGUGCAAAGUAUGCCUGCGCUUUUUCCGUGGCCGUUCCACCAUGAUCUGCCACCUAAAGACGCACUCAGGCGCCCUCAUGUACCGCUGCACCGUCUGCGGCCUGUUUUUCUCCACGCUCAAGAUGGUUUCCUCGCACAUGGAGAUCCAUAAAGACCAGCUGCCGCCCGAUUUCAACAUCGAGGAGACCUUUAUGUAUAAUGACCACUCUAAAGAGCCCGUCCCCAAUAUGGACACCUGAAAGUCGCCCUCUCUGAACGCUCCGUCACACUGUGUGCCCACGUUUACUCCGUAUGUUGUUGAGGACAAGUAGACUUAGAAUGUAAUUAAGUGUUUAAUGUGAUCGUCUUUGUGUCGUUUGUGUACAGAAUGAGAACGCUUCUUGUUUUUUAAAGACUAAAUUAUAGGUAAAACUUUAUUUUAAAAAUGUAGUUCUGAUACUUGACCACUUGAUGGCAAGAGAGACUGAGCAAAGUUGCAUUGCCAAUCAAAUCGUUGGACAUGCGUACUCAUUAUUUCCUUUUUCUUUACAUUUUAGAAUAAUAAUAAAGUCAUCAAAGCUACGAAAUAACUAAAAAAAUAAACAUCUUAUAUUGUAGCUUCUUUAAACCUUUGCCAAGAACAUGAUGAAACACUAUUAAUGUGUCACUAUCAUUUAUUUAAAAUAAAAAUUUUGUUUCGUAAAGAAUUCUUUCACAGACGCAAGUUAUAUUUGUCUUCAAAGCCAGUUUCAACCAUUUUAAAUAUAAGCAUUUGGAUCAAAAUAUUUAUUUUUAAGAUCACAGCAAACAAAUUCAGUCAAGUGUGUCCAAACUUUUGAUUUGUAGUGUUUUAAGUCAUUUUUAACGGGUUGCUUUUCCAAGUGCUGAUCUGCAAUUACCUCUAUAUACUCUUCUGGCAACUCUAUCACAAUAAGCUAAAGGUCUCUGGUUAUUCUGGAGAAGCACAAAGUAACUUUUGUUCUUACACAACGCAAGUGCACAUUGAGAAUAAACCAAGACUUUUCUACGUUUUCUGAUAAAUAAAGCAGUGCUCUAGGUCAAGAAUAUAAAUAAAAUGGUUCUUCUAAAAAGUAAAUAAAUAAAUGAAGGUACUUUUCUUUUACAGAAUAGCCAUUAUUUUUAUAGUAGUGUUGUGUAUCACUGACAUGGACUAAAUUAGAAAUAGUUACUGGUUUAUGAGAUGCAGUAUAAUAUAGUUUGGAUGUUGUACAUAAAGCGAAACUCUUUGUAUGUCGUUCAUUUCAUUUGGAAAAGAGAAGCGAUUCAGACUGGGGUGCUAAUAUAUCAGUCGGUUCAUAUGUCAGUGUUCACCUUCUUCACUUGGGACAGAGUGUUUUGUGUGAAUGGCAUUGUCAUGAAUAAAUGACAAUUCUCUUUAGAAAGCUGUGAUGUUCUUUUGUACCAUUUUCCCAGCAGUUAUUUGCCUGUUCUUUCUUAUAUGGGACAAUUUUACAUUGUAUAUUUAAAUAAUAUUUUGUUCAAUUCAAAACUGAUUUGGCAUUCAUAAUUGAUGUCAUCAAACCACAAAGUAUGUACUCAAAACUGCUGGGACAUUGUGGUUGUUAUAGCUUUAUUUGCAAUGUAGCACAGAAAAUACCGGCUGAACCUUAUAAACUGCCUG